AUGAAGUUGCUCAUCGAUACUGAAAGUGACUCAUCGUUCUCCAUUGAUGUUGAUUUCUUGGAUACACUGUUAGUCAUAAAACAGAAGAUCGAGAAGGCUCAAGGUAUCCCUGUUUGCAAACAAACCCUUUUUUUCCAAGGCAAUGCUCUUCAAGACGAAUUUAAGAUACGAUUAUGCCAUAUCAUAGAAAACUCUCGUCUCUUUCUCUACAUAUCUCCGGACGACAACCCUAAUCAGAACGUCAACGACGAUCGAGUGCCUCAAACUCCAUCAAAUCCGAUUCAUGGGUUCGUUAACCAUAAAGAUUUUCCUGUGAUGAGCAACAAAGACUCAAUGAAAGGGUUCCUUGGGAUUCAAGAUUCGUCGCAGGGCAAAAAAGUCCAAAGGAUCAUGGCGAGGAGAAUCGACAGUGGAUCAUCACUACAGUCAUAUUCACUUGAUGAGUUACUUGGACCUCAAGAUUUGGUGCCUGUGCAGGUUGGAAGCAGAAGAAACAUGAAUCAGGUGGUUCAAACCGAGAUAUAUUCACCGUCAGACUCAGUAAAAGAGUUCCUUAGAAUUUUAGAUUCUCCUGUGACGAAGAAGAUCAAGACCAUCCCGAGGAACCUGACAGUAUUUGUGCAGCCAUCUCAAGAGACCAGGAUGAUUCCAGUGGUGGUUAACGCAAAUGAUAAAGUUGAAGAACUGAGGAAAGAGCUGGUUAAGUUGCAAGAGAAGGGUGAGUUAAAUCUGCCUCAGGAAGGGUAUUACUUUGUAAUCAGAGAGCUAACAUUGACCGAAACUGAGUCAUUCAUGUGGAACCUUGUUGUUGACGGCGAUAUCAUUGAGAUAAUCCGUAUUAAUCAGGCUUAA
Camelina sativa (false flax) is the source of this 852-nucleotide messenger RNA. NCBI's taxonomy places the organism in Eukaryota, Viridiplantae, Streptophyta, Magnoliopsida, Brassicales, Brassicaceae. The record is from RefSeq and is a predicted model, not a curated record.